AUGACGCUUCAAUCUCCAUCCCAAGAUCCUCCGUUUGAAAGUUCAAGGCCGUCGACACCCAAUCAAGAUGGCGCGGAGCAUUUCGAUCCCGAGCAGAUGAACAGCCCCCAGCGCGAAUUCCUAGAACUGUUGAUCGACUGCGGCCUCGAGACGCCAGGAAACCUCGGCGAGAUCUUCAGCAUGAAUGAAUUCAAUCCUGACAACGAAUGGAAUCCCGAAGACAACGCGGAUCCUGACAGCGAGAUCAAUCCUGACAGCGGGAAUUUCGAAGUCGGCAAUCCUGAAGAUGGCUAUCCUGCUGACGGUUAUCAUGGAUACAACCCCUAUUCAGACGACGCUUGUCACGUCAAGCAGAACGUCGAACAGAACGUCGAGCAGAAUUCAAUUGUCUUCAUUCCGUUCAGGCUCGCGGAUAUCCAGUCGCUCAUCGAGGCAAAGACCACGAUCGGAGAAUCGCAAGCUUUCUAUCCGGGAGAGCAGUUUUGUCUUCCCCCGCAAGAAUAUGAUUUCGAGUCGGAUCUGCCCGUCCUCCCACCGUUUCCAUUUGCUCCGUAUCCUCCUAAGAUUAUGGGACCGAUGGAGCAACAGGAACCUCAAUCGGUGUCGCACGAUUCGAGUAUUCCGCAGGAAAAUCACGAAUCAACCUCGGAAGAAUACAAUGCAUCACUCCACCACCUUCCGCAGGUGCCAUCAAAGAGGACUUCGGGAUGGUCAAGCUAG
Rasamsonia emersonii CBS 393.64 is the source of this 720-nucleotide messenger RNA. RefSeq lists its product as uncharacterized. Lineage: Eukaryota; Fungi; Ascomycota; Eurotiomycetes; Eurotiales; Trichocomaceae. The record is from RefSeq and is a predicted model, not a curated record. The transcript has 3 exons. Bases 1 to 720 code for a protein of 239 amino acids.